AUGGUAGACUGCAAGCCGACAUACACCCCGAUGAUACAGAAUCACGGAUUGCAGAUAGUUGAAGGAGCGAAACUCACGGACAGCGGGAGAUACCAGAGGCUGGUGGGAAAGCUCAUUUACCUUUCUCAUACUAGACCCGACAUAGCAUAUGCUGUGGGAGUAUUAAGUCAGUUCAUGCACUCACCACAAGAAGACCAUUGGGAAGCUGCCCUGCGAAUUGUCCGGUAUUUGAAGGGCACUGCGGAGCAUGGAGUGUUGUUCUCAAAACAUGGGCACUUGGAGAUUAAUGGCUUUACUGAUGCGGAUUGGGCAAGGAACCCAAAUGACCGAAAAUCCAUGGCAGGGUACUUUACAUUGGUAGGAGGAAACCUUGUCACUUGGAGGAGCAAGAAGCAGAAGGUAGUAGCACUUUCAAGUGCAGAAGCAGAGUUCAGUGGAAUCAAGAGUGGCCUCACUGAGAUAUUGUGGCUAAAGAGACUCAUGACAGAACUUGAUCUGUACGUACCAAAACCGUAG
This is a messenger RNA of Salvia splendens (bonfire salvia), 516 nucleotides long. Its product is annotated as secreted RxLR effector protein 161-like. The record is from RefSeq and is a predicted model, not a curated record. NCBI's taxonomy places the organism in Eukaryota, Viridiplantae, Streptophyta, Magnoliopsida, Lamiales, Lamiaceae. The transcript has a single exon. Bases 1 to 516 code for a protein of 171 amino acids.